GCAACAAAAAACAACACAAAGCAAGCCGCGCAAAAGCAAAAGGGAACAAAUUAAAGGCGCAAAAGCAACUCCAUCCACCGGGCGCCUUUUGCUUCUAUCUCAUCUAUUUAUCUAUCUCCGGCUCCCAAUUCCCAUUUUGCCUUUCUCUUCCUUCCACUCCAAAUCCCAGAUAACACGUUUAAAAGGCGCCAACCGGAGAGGGAAAUCGCCCAACUUCCAGCUCGCUAGCUGGAGAAGAAGACAAACAAGGAGGAGAUAAGAGCCGUGACUGCCUUCAUUUUCCCCCUCGUCAUGGUCUCUGCAUGAGAAACAGAGCAAGAAGAAAGGAACAGGGGAAAGGCAGGGGAGAGAGAUUUCGUUCUUCUGGUGGGUUCCUCGCCAUUGCUGGAGUCGAGUCACUUUGUUCUUCAUUCUGGGUUCUCUUCCUCUCCGCCGUGGGGGAACAGGGUUAUUUCAUUUCACCAGUAGUGGUGGUGGUGAGUAGUGACAGGCACACCAUCUCCAGAGUAAUCAUGGCUCCCAACUCCAGAAUCCCAUGAAUGAAGGUCUCCCUAUUCGUUCUAAUUUAAUUUAAUUUAUUUUGUUUUUAUUUUUCUUGUCCUUAUCUCUCAGCUUCUCCUUCCUCCUUUAUAUAUUCCGGAUAUAAAAUUCCAAAUAUGUUCGAAAAUUCAACUACAAGUUGGAUCUUUUUUUCCUUUCUUUUGGGCGCCGUUCAGGAAGUUCUUUCUUCUUCACCACCCCCUUUUUGACAGGAAGAAUUAGACGUUAUUUCUAGGUAGGUCGCUUAGCUUUCAAUCGAAGCACGAUAGGGAAAAAAGGCGAAAGAAGUUUGGUUGCAUUCAGGUUUAUGUUAGGUAUACCGUAGAAUGACGGCUCUCUCUCACACAAUGAUUCUUCUUCUUCUUCUUCUUCCAUUGUUCAGAUUUAAACGCCAUUGCCAUUGUCAAGGUUCAGAGUAAACAGAAGAGAUUGAAGACAAUGGCGGCGAGAAAGAUUUGAAAUUGAAAUGUGGGUUUUGUUUCUCUUUACCGUUGCUGCGGUGGGCCUGGUCUGAAAACUCCCGCCGGGAAAGUGAAAUGGAGUCUGCCGCCGGCGUCGUUGUCCCCGCCGGCGGAAGUGGGAGCGCGAGCAGUAGAAUUGAGAGGAACAAUGCGGUUUUGAAGGACCCGUCGUGGUUCGGUCAGUUCAGAAACGGGUCGAACCCAUGGAUGGCUAGAUAUGUCUACGCCCUCAUUUUUCUUUCCGCCAAUCUCCUCGCUUGGGCUGCUCGUGAUUAUGGCCAUUCCGCUUUGACCGAGAUGGAAAGGCUGAAAGUCUGUGAUGGGAAAUCGGACUGUUUGGGAGUUGAGGGGGUUUUGAGGGUGAGCUUGGGUUGUUUCGUCUUCUUCAUUCUCAUGUUCCUUUUGACCUUGGGGACUUCCAAACUGCAAGAUCCGAGGGACGCGUGGCAUUCUGGGUGGUGGUCGGCGAAAAUUGCUAUCUGGGUUGGAGUCACUCUGCUGGCCUUCCUUCUUCCUUCCACCAUGGUCAGGAUCUACGGGGAGAUUGCCCAUUUUGGUGCAGGGGUGUUUCUACUGAUUCAGCUAGUGAGUGUGAUAAGCUUCAUUACAUGGAUCAACGAUCGGUGCCUAUCUGAGAAAAACGCAGAAAGAUGCCAUAUCCAUGUAAUGGUGGUGGCGACGGGUUCUUAUGUAAUCAGCCUGGUGGGGAUAAUCAUGAUGUACAUUUGGUACACUCCAGACCCAUCUUGCCUACUCAACAUAUUCUUCAUCACUUGGUCCCUAGUGCUUCUGCAACUCAUGACCAGUGUCUCUCUUCACCCUAAAAUAAAUGCCGGGUUCCUGGCACCUGGACUCAUGGGGCUGUAUGUUGUGUUCCUUUGCUGGUGUGCCAUCAGAAGGCAAGCCCAACAAACAUCAUUUGAGCCGGCAGGGGAGAUUUGUAACAGGAAGGCAGAGGCUUCCAAGAGAACAGAUUGGCUCACCAUCAUAAGCUUUGUCAUUGGACUGUUGGCGAUCGUCAUAGCCACAUUUUCGACUGGAAUCGACUCGCAGUGCUUCCAGAAAAGCGAGACGCAAGGUAGUGGGGAAAAUGAAGAAGAUGAAGUGCCGUACGGGUAUGGAUUCUUCCACUUCGUGUUCGCGACGGGAGCCAUGUACUUUGCCAUGCUGUUGAUUGGCUGGAACACCCACCACGCCAUUAAAAAGUGGACGAUUGAUGUGGGGUGGACCAGUGCGUGGGUGAGAAUAGUGAACGAAUGGCUGGCCGUUUGUGUAUAUGUAUGGAUGUUGGUUGCACCGAUAAUACUGAAGAGCAGAAGGGCAGGGGGAUCACCGCCGGUUUAGGGAAAGGGACAAACAAUCAGAAGACGACGGUUUUUUUGCUAGUUUUUGGGCUGUGGCUUUCAUUCAUCCCCACCUGGUGGAAAGAAACAAAAGAGCAUAAUGGAGCCAAACAGGGAAGGUGGACAUCACCAACAGUUUAGGUUUACACGAUGAUGGUCGACAAGGUGGACAAAUUGGGGGGAAAGGGUGGAAAUGAGAUUUGACAUUCAUUUGUUUGUGGGAGAUGGAAAAUGUGGAGAUGGGGGAAUUGGAUCCCUGUAAAUAAUAGCAAAAUGAAUAGAGUCGUCUCAUUUUGGAAAAGUGUGUAUUCAUGGAUGGGGAUGGAUUCUGAAAUCAAUGGUUGGAAUGAAAUACAUCAAAGGUUAACUUUCUUGUUUAGUUGAAUUGUUCCAUUGUCAAAAAUUUCCGGCAACUUCCCAUUUCCUAGCUGAUGUCAUUUGGGCAUUUGGAACAUUUUCCAUGGUUGAAAAGCCUAGGAAGAAAGGGAAUGUAGGUUCCCUCUUUUGCUAGGUCAAGAAAAGAA
Linum tenue is the source of this 2868-nucleotide messenger RNA. NCBI's taxonomy places the organism in Eukaryota, Viridiplantae, Streptophyta, Magnoliopsida, Malpighiales, Linaceae. The record is from the annotation of a GenBank genome assembly.